Molecule: messenger RNA, 1976 nt
Organism: Alternaria rosae
Lineage: Eukaryota; Fungi; Ascomycota; Dothideomycetes; Pleosporales; Pleosporaceae
Product: aromatic-L-amino-acid decarboxylase
Exons: 2
Coding region: 209-1777 (522 amino acids)
Biological process (GO): amino acid metabolic process
Molecular function (GO): pyridoxal phosphate binding; carboxy-lyase activity
Source: RefSeq, a predicted model, not a curated record
GCCAAAGAAGGCAAUUAGCGCGGAAUUAGCGACAUAAGACAUCUGCAUCUAAACUAGCGCAACGGUCACGUUUGCGCCAGCAUUGAAUAUAUACCCAGGUAUCCUGCGACUCUCACUUGCCCACACUCAUAUAUCAUAGUCAGAGAGGUAAAUUGAAUUCUUCUUUUUGUCUUCUUGGACACAUUACUUCUCAUCCCACUACCCCUCCAUGGAUUCUUCACAAUUCCGCGAAGCGGCCAAAGGUGCCAUUGACGAAAUCGCAACCUACUACGAUACCCUCGAGGAACGUCCCGUCCUCCCCUCCGUCAAACCAGGCUACCUGCGCCCGCUACUCCCCGCCUCGACGCCCGAAGAAGGCGAAUCAUGGGAGACCAUCCAAGCAGAUAUCGACCGCGUCAUCAUGCCGGGCCUAACUCACUGGCAAAGCCCCAAAUUCAUGGCCUUCUUCCCGUGCAAUUCGUCCUUCGAAGCCAUGAUAGGCGACAUGUACAGCGGAGCCUUCAACGCCGCAGCAUUCAACUGGAUCUGCUCGCCCGCCAUCACAGAGCUAGAAACCGUUGUUAUGGACUGGAUAGCCAAGCUCAUUGCACUACCGAAAGACUUCCUCAGUGAGGGCGAGGGCGGAGGCAUCAUCCAAGGUACCGCCAGUGAAGUCGUACUAACAGCCCUUGUUGCCGCCCGCGAACGCCUCAUCCGCCGUAAACUGGGCGAUAUGCCUGAAGGCGAAGAGAGGAUGGACAAGGCAGCCGAUAUCCGGGGUAAGCUCGUUGCGUUGGGUUCCGAACAUGCGCAUUCGAGUACGCAGAAAGCGGCUAUCAUCGCGGGAACCCGAUACCGCAGUGUGCCAGCAUCGAAGGAAUCGAACUACAGCGUCACGGCCUCUGCUCUGCGCAAAACCAUCGAAGAGUGCCGCGCGAAAGGGCUUGAGCCGUUUUACUUCACCAUCACGAUUGGUAGCACAGGGACUUGCGCUAUCGACGACUUGGAAGGCAUCGCGGCGCUUGCGAAAGAGUUUCCUGACCUGUGGAUUCACGUCGAUGCUGCGUAUGCGGGAUCUGCGCUCGUGUGUCCCGAGUAUCAACAUCUCUGCAAGCCGAUUGCGUCGUUUGACUCGUUCAACUUCAAUCUGCACAAGUGGUUGCUGGUCAACUUUGAUUGCUCGGCUUUCUUUGUCAAGAAGAGGAGGGACUUGAUGGAUACGUAUAGUAUCACGCCUAGUUACCUGCGCAACCCUCAUUCUGAGCAAGGUCUCGUUACAGACUACAGAGAUUGGCAGAUUCCGCUCGGUCGCCGGUUCAGGAGUUUGAAGGUUUGGUUUGUGUUGAGGAGCUAUGGGGUUAACGGUCUGAGGCAGUUCAUCAGGAAGCAUGUCAAGUUGGGAGAGUACUUCCAUGAGUUACUGCUGUCGAAGCCAGACUUGUUCAGCGUAGCUACUGAGCCGGCGUUUGGACUCGUCACAUUCCAGGUCAAGCCGAAGAUGGCUUCGGAUACGGCGAAGGCGGCGAAUCAGGCUGACCCGACGCACGAGGCAUUGCAGAACGACUUCUACUCAGAUGCCGAGGCGCAGUACAAAGAGAUAGUCAAUCAGAGGACGAAGGAGGUUUACGAGAAGAUCAACAGCAAGGGAGAUUUCUUCCUGACAAGCACAGUUUUGGGUGGACUAUAUGUUAUCAGGGUAGUCAGUGCGACGAUCAAGAGUGAGGAGAAGUGGAUGAAGCAGAUGUUUGAUGAGUUGGUGGAGGCCGCGGAAGGCAAGGACAGUGAUAAGGCAGCUUGAGCGUAACUUAUGUCACCCUCAUGCUGCCACCCCCCCUUCAUCUCUUCCACAUGCGGUACAAGGCCAGGAAGUCCUAGGGGGUCACGGUGUCCACGGAAAUGUCAGUGCGAUGAGUAAGGAGGUCAAACGCUGAGAAUGUGAGAAAUGGACCUGAUAAUGUACGAAUAGUGGCCAAGAAUGACAUGGAGAUCAAGACAUC